Messenger RNA from Quercus lobata, 655 nucleotides. RefSeq names its product F-box/kelch-repeat protein At3g06240-like. The coding region runs from base 74 to 655 and encodes 193 amino acids. NCBI's taxonomy places the organism in Eukaryota, Viridiplantae, Streptophyta, Magnoliopsida, Fagales, Fagaceae. The record is from RefSeq and is a predicted model, not a curated record. The transcript has a single exon.
AGAACACAAAGUCAGAUCUAAAAAUACAAAAUUAAAAUUCAAAAAUCAUCAACCCAGAAAAUAACAACAGAAAAUGUAUGGGAGCUCAAUUAAUGGGUUCGGUUACGCUCCCUCUAUCGACGAUUACAAGCAUGUCAAGGCCAUCAACGCACCUCUUUGGGUAUGGGAGGGCCUACUCCCAUGUGGGACUCAUCUCAACGGUGCUCUCCACUGGGUAUUCAAGCUUCGCGGCGGAGGUGAGUGCGUCAUCGCCGCCUUUGAUUUAGAAACCGAUACGUUUCGAGAAAUGCCGGUACCGGUAAUUUCUGUGUCGGGUUUCAGCACUGGGUCUUUGAAAGGGUGCCUUUGUUUGAUGGAUCUUGUCUUUGGCCUAAGGCGUCGAGAUAUUUGGUUCAUGAAGGAGUACGGUGUGGGUAAGUCUUGGGCUAAGAUUUUGGUUGUGGACCCGUGUUAUGAGGUGAAGCCGUUGUGUUUGUGGAAAAAAUCCGAGAUCUUGAUGACAAUUGAUAGGAACGAGAACGAGAAUGAGCUGGUUCUGUGUAAUCCAAAAGAUGGGACGUGCAAGAAUUUUGACGUAGUCGGCAUUCCGUUUUGGUUUUAUGCAGAUACAUAUGUGGAAAGCCUUGUCUCGCCCAAAUUUUCUGCAAUAGUUUGA